AUGCUUAUUACAUACGACCCGGAAGACUGCAAACGGGUCCGCGAUUUUGCUUUGGCUACACUUCCUGAAACACGCCCUGAAACCAGCUGUCUGGAUAUUGUCAAUUUCUUCCAAGAGGGCAAGUCCCAUAUGGUUCUUGUCUCUGAAUAUCCUAGUGAGGAUCGUGGCGCUCUUGGAGUUGUCACCCUGGAAGAUGUCAUUGAAGAACUGAUCGGAGAAGAAAUCAUUGACGAAUCUGACGUCUUUAUUGAUGUCCACAAAGCCAUCCGACGAAUGACACCUGCGCCUAAGUCUCGUGUUGCCAAAGGCAAGAUCGUCGAAGAGCCUCCUUUGAAUGCCUCUAUUAUUACCGAUGGCGACUUGAUUGACGUGGAUCCCACGCAACCCUCAUCUCUCCCCAAGCCUUCUGAUUUGAUUCGACGCCGCAGUUCCGUGGAAACACCUCUUCCCCGCUUCCAACUUCGCAAAACUAAUCCCGACAUCAAUCCCGACUCACCAAAUGAAAGUGUCACACAAGUCGGCACCACAGAUGAGAUUCGAGAACACCUAAAACAUCUUGGGCCCUCGAACUUGGCCAGUAGGCCGCGCCAAACCCGUUACCAUGCCGUCAAGAUCAAGCGUAACAGCACUUCUCCGUCCCGUUCCGCACAAACCGACUUUGAGUCUGGACAAAGCACCUCCGACUCCCAAAAACUCAUACCUUCUUCUACUGGAUACCAAGGUGGCAUAGGCGCGGGCUUGCUCAACUCCGCUGGAACAGACGCCAAAGAUGGUGCGCAUGCUCUCAAACUUGGCUACGGCACCAUGGCUUCAAAUGACAGUGUGAGCAAAGGCACCGGUGCUCAGCAAUACAAAGACCUUCCCCAAGUCUCCAUUCCCGAGGCCGUCCGUGAGGAGCAUGAAGACCAACCGCGUUCUGGGUCGACGCGGGCGGCCAGUAGUGUUGCCUUACGCGACGAGUCCGAAAACCAACCGCGUUCUGGGUCGACGCGGAAGGCUAGUAGUGACGAAGGCAGUGUUGAGUCGUCUGGUACACCAGGCUUUAUCUACCACCACCGCGGACCGGCACGCAGUGGAAGCAUCACAGAACAGGUCGUGGAUGUCAACGGUAUUCGCAAAGUUGUCCUUCAUGCAAAUUGCACCAGCUCUUCAGAAGGUGAAACCCAUCCAUCCGGCCAUCAGCGCCAUCGUGAACACCACCCUACCGAUGGUGCAGUCCAUGAUACCGAUGACGCAAAAUCAGAAAACCCCGACGGCGGCCACACAAAAUCCAAGAAAAAGCGGCGCCGAAAGAAGCAUGGCAAAGCUUCCAAGUCUGAUGGCGGCCCCUCAGAGGACCAGCCGUUACUUCGAUGA
Molecule: messenger RNA, 1356 nt
Organism: Penicillium mononematosum
Lineage: Eukaryota; Fungi; Ascomycota; Eurotiomycetes; Eurotiales; Aspergillaceae
Exons: 1
Coding region: 1-1356 (451 amino acids)
Biological process (GO): magnesium ion homeostasis
Cellular component (GO): intracellular membrane-bounded organelle
Source: RefSeq, a predicted model, not a curated record